AUGGUUGGAAAUUCUAAAAAACCAAAAAAGCAGCUUAUUCCAAUUAAAAAUAAAUUUAAUCCCCCGCCGCCUCCAAAAAGACCGGGGCGACGUAAAAAUAUUCAAAAGGAGGAACCUGACAAUGAGGAGGAACCUGAAACAUAUUUAAACGAAAAUGAUUUGGACGCUUUAUUUGAAGAUGCUGCUGAAUCCAUUGAUAAUACAGAAGAAGAAUUUUAUAAAAGGCCAGAACCUCCUCCAGACUUUGAAAAAUGUGAUUUUGAUGAGGAUACUUAUAGAUGUAUUUAUUGUAAUUUAAAUUGUAUUUAUGCCCGUACUGAUAGACAUUUGAAGACGAAAAGACAUUUAGUUUUGAAACAGGCUCAUGAAGAAUCUGACAAAAGUAAAAAUCAAAAGAAUGAUAAUCCAUACCCCGUAAAUUGCCCAAAUGAUGGUUGUUACACUGCUAGCUCUCUUGGGAAGAAAUAUGUUUAUUGUAUUGAUUGUAAGAAGGAUCUGAUUAAUUUGAAAAGGGUUCUCUGGCCACAUAUGUUAUCUUUAGCACAUCAGAAUGCGCAGACUGGAGCAAAAAUCAAAAAUUCACUUCUAAAAAGUGCCAAUAAACAUCGCCUCUCUAAUAUUCAACUCAAUCGUAGAAAAUCUGUUGGAUUAGUUGUUAAAGUUGCGGAAGAAGAAUCUUCAUCGUCAUCUGAAGAAAGUGAAGAUGAUGACAUUAUAUCUACAUCAUCUCUUGGCAAGGAAGAAUCUUUUAGUCGUUAUCUUGAACUCAAAAAAACAUUCAAAGAUUUGUGUUAUUGUAUUUAUUGUAAAGAACACUUUCGACUAGUACGCAGAGAAAGGCAUUUAGAUUUGCAAAAACAUGUUUUGAAUAAGCAGAAUUAUAAAGAAAACGAGAAGAAUAAAGGCCGGUCCACUUUUAAUGAAGAUGAGACGUUUGGUCCCACAAAUUGCUUCGUGAAAUCCAAAGAAGGAAAGAAGCUUGCUUUUUGUAUUUAUUGUAAAACAAGUUACUCUACCAAACGAAAAAGCAAUUUAAUUGAUCAUGUUAAAACAACAAAACAUCGUUUGGCUCUGGUAGCUGUUAAAGGUGAAACAAUUCAACAAAAUAGCAAUGAAGAAAUUAUUUUAAAUGAGGAUGUAGAAGAAAUUGAAGAAUUAUCAGAUGAUUCUUGUGGAAUAAUUGGUAGAGAUGACGCUGAAGACAGUGAUUCUAGCAUUUCUUUGGAUGAAUUGGAAAGUGUUGCAACAAAACUUGCUGCAUAUCUUAGUCAAAAAAGGCGACGAAGGAAACGAAUUGGUGCUUACAAAGGAACGAAAUCAUUCAAACAAGAACCGUGUGAAUCAUGA
This is a messenger RNA of Meloidogyne enterolobii, 1347 nucleotides long. Lineage: Eukaryota; Metazoa; Nematoda; Chromadorea; Rhabditida; Meloidogynidae. The record is from the annotation of a GenBank genome assembly.